AUGUCUAGAAACAAAGAAAAAGCACAAUCGCUAUUGAACCUGUAUUAUGCACAAAAAGGACCACAAAUUCCUACGCAGAGGCCGAGAUCUACGGAAGAUGUCAAAAGUGUAACAGACGCAGAGUUAUUCAGGAAGAUGUGCAUUCAAGAUAUCGACAAGAGUUUGAUGAAGAUAAACAAUCCAUUAAUCAAUGAGUAUGAGAUAAGAGACUUGAAUUCAAAGCUCAACAAAUUAUUCCGCGAGAAACGGGCUUGGGAACACAGAAUUAAAGAUCUUGGUGGUCCGGACUAUUUACAAUUUAUAACAAACAGUAACGAAACCAUAAUAAAAGGAUGCCGAUAUUUUGGAAGGGCCAAAGAGCUCCCAGAUGUACAAGAACUUCUGAAAUUAUCCAGAGAAGAAAAAACAGAGAAUACACAAAACUUUCGGAGGAAAAAGUAUAGGGAUGAAUCAAGGAAGCAGCUGAAUCUCUUGCAACUAGAUGCUAGAUAUUAUGGAUUACUCGACGAGGACCGAUCAUCACAGCAAAGAAUAGGAAAUGGUGUAUUAGGAAUUCCCUCUGAAGAAGAACUUUUAGAUGAAGUGAAAUCAACUUUGGGGGACAAAUCUCUACCUACUCCAAUUAUAACACGUCAAGAACUCAAACAUUCACUAAAUCCGGCUACCCCCGGAAAUACUAAGGAUGAUGACAUUAUAAAAUACGAGAGAGCAGUUACAAGGGCUGCCUCAAGAAGAUGUGAGACUGAGGCUAAACCCACAAUUACAAUUCCGACAGAGGACUUCAUAGCCGACAAAUCAGCUGUAGAUAAGAAAGUCGAGGAGAUGAUCGUGGCGCACAAGAAGAAAGAGCUUCUUGAAAAACUUGGCGAUAUAUAA
Molecule: messenger RNA, 876 nt
Organism: Brettanomyces bruxellensis
Lineage: Eukaryota; Fungi; Ascomycota; Pichiomycetes; Pichiales; Pichiaceae
Exons: 1
Coding region: 1-876 (291 amino acids)
Biological process (GO): generation of catalytic spliceosome for second transesterification step; mRNA 3'-splice site recognition
Cellular component (GO): Prp19 complex; post-spliceosomal complex; catalytic step 2 spliceosome
Source: RefSeq, a predicted model, not a curated record